Messenger RNA from Pocillopora verrucosa, 1474 nucleotides. Lineage: Eukaryota; Metazoa; Cnidaria; Anthozoa; Scleractinia; Pocilloporidae. The record is from RefSeq and is a predicted model, not a curated record.
UUUGAUUAAAGAGGGAAAACGCUUUGGGUUGUUUAUUUAACAAAACGAUGUGGAUGAACGGCAGCUUCUAAACUCGGUUGGUAUUCUACGAAUGUUAACUGUAGAUUCAUCAACAGCGGAGAAGUAUGUUGUGUACAUUUCGCCUUGUAAAAAUCCUCUUCUUUGCGUUUCUGAUGGAGCUUGUCACAGCUAAUGAUCAAUGCAGGACAGAAGUAAGCAUUCAAGGUAUGGCUCUCAAGCUUUCCGUCUUCAAAAGAUGGUCAUUGGCGGCUCCUCACCUCUGCGAUAUCAAAUGUGAACAAGAAAUCAGGUGCCAAAGCUAUAACUACAACAGAAAAUACAAAAUAUGUGAACUAAACAACCGCACUAAGGAGGCAAGACCACAGAAUUUUCUUUCAGCCCCUUCAUGGUUUUACAUCCGACGAUUGAACGGCAGAGCACCCUUAGGUUGUAUCCCUGAAUUACCAGCAUUGUCCUGUCACGAAAUAAAGGCAAGUGAAGGUAAAGACACCAUCAGCGGCAAGUAUUGGCUGGAUCCAAUUGGCACAGGGAAGGCAACAUUGGAUUACUGUAACAUGGUUAACGAGGGAUACAUUAAGAACUCAAACAUACUGUCGAACAAUGAAAGUUACCUCGCAUUUCUUCGUGAAUUCCUGGUUCCUGCUGUUGGAAAUGAUUCCCGUUGGUUGCUCUGCUACCGCGCCUCUUUGCAUGGCUGGAAUGGUAGGGACUUUCAUACUCGUUGCGAUGGAAAGAAAAAUACUGUAACGGUUAUAAAGAAAGACCAGUAUGUUUUUGGAGGGUACUCUGAUGUUCCAUGGGCCCAUUGUCCUCCAGGAGCGAGAACAAAGGACCCGUCAGGUCGCUGUUGUGUACUUCCUUUCGAGUAUGAAGGCCGAACGUAUCACAAGUGUGCUGGGAAAGUACCGGGAAAUUUUGAGAGACCGUGGUGUUCAUUCGAUGCUGUCUACAAUGGUGACUGGGCGUCUUGUGAUGAAAAUCCCUAUAAUGGAUAUCGCAAGACAGAUAGGGCUUUUAUUUAUUCGCUCCACAACAAAGAAGGACUGGCGCCGUUUAAGAGUAUGGUGAAGCAUGAUUCCCAAGCCAUUUUUAUGGAUAUAAGCCAUGGUCCAACGUUUGGUGGAGGCUUCGAUAUUCAUAUUGCCAACAACGCAGGUCAUAAUGUUCAUUCGUACACCAACUUUGGUCACUCUUUCUUGGCUCCUAGUGAUGUAGAGGAAAAAGAUACAGUGUUAGCUGGAACUUACUAUUUUACUCCCGAUGAAGUAGAAGUGUUCUAUCUCCCUUAGAGCUGGAAUUACAAUAGCAAGUCUAUUUCUGUUUCUAGGCCAAAGGGAAAAGCCUGCCCCUAUAGCCUGGGAAAAGCGAUUAAACUUUCCCUUAUAAAACUAUGCGCGUGAAAACCUUCUAAAUUGCCUCAUUUUAUUACUCAUAUUUCAAAAAUAUGUAAUUA